Molecule: messenger RNA, 1650 nt
Organism: Chara braunii
Lineage: Eukaryota; Viridiplantae; Streptophyta; Charophyceae; Charales; Characeae
Source: the annotation of a GenBank genome assembly
GCGGAGAUAGAAGCCGGAGAGGGUCCUAUGUGGUGGGCCGAGUUCAUUGGGUUGGGCCUAUCAUUCGGCCCUUCACAAGCUCUGAGUGUACCUGUUUCGCGCCGUCGAUGAGCUCGUCCUUGCGGCCAAUCCUACCGCUGAAGCAUAGUUUCCAGGCACAGGCAGUGCGGUCGAGGGGUUCAAAUCAAGGGCGAACAAACAAAUCGAUCUCUUUCCGGUUCCGUAGUGUAGCAGGGUGCGCUGUUAGAGCCAUCGCCAUCGUUUUCCCUUCUCUUGGAAAGGCCCGUGCGGGCGGGAUUGUGAUCUUGCAGCGAUGUCGAAGAGAGGGCGUGGAGGGGCUAGCGGUAACAAAUUCCGCAUGUCACUGGGUCUCCCAGUGGGUGCGGUUGUUAACUGUGCGGAUAAUACUGGAGCAAAGAAUCUCUAUGUCAUCUCCGUGAAGGGUGUGAAGGGUCGCUUGAAUCGACUGCCUGCGGCAGCGGUUGGCGACAUGGUUAUGGCGACUGUGAAGAAGGGAAAGCCUGACCUGAGGAAGAAAGUGAUGCCUGCCGUUAUUGUGCGACAAAGGAAGCCGUGGAGGAGAAAGGACGGUGUCUUCAUGUACUUCGAAGAUAAUGCGGGAGUUAUUGUGAAUCCAAAGGGAGAAAUGAAGGGGUCGGCUAUAACAGGACCUAUCGGGAAGGAGUGCGCGGACUUGUGGCCCAGGAUUGCAAGCGCCGCGAACGCGAUCGUCUAGCCGAAGUUGUCUUUGCUUCCACCCUCACAGCGCGGUUCCUAAGCUGCUUCUCCGGUAUCAGGCGGUCGUUUGGAUUGAAUCAAGAACUUCGACGACUUCGCGGCCAUCUCUGAGCUGGAACGGCCGAGAGCGCUUACCGUUUGCCUGCACGUGUUGACAUACACAGUGAACCGUUUCGGUGGAAAUGGAAAUGGAAAUGGGAGCGUAAUUAUCCGUAGGGCAGGAAUUGUUAGGUUCUUGUGGUGUCUUAUAUUCCGCCCUCGUCUCUGGUGGUAUUGGUUCUCUCGUGUGCUUAGUGUUUCUUCGCUUCGCCAUCGUCGGCUGACGUUUGAGUAAACUGGCGUCGUGUCGCAUAGACGGAGAGGAAGAGUCGGUCGUUUGCGGAUCGACGUGUAAUUGUUCUGUAGAGGGAAUCGGGUUAUUACCGAAACGAUGCUGGAUCGUUUGGGCUUGACGAGGACCUAACUUACCUAGCGUGAGACGGUGAAGUCUGGUUGCUUCUCUUUCUGCUCUGAUGUUUCGAAAGAGUGAUGAAAGGCUUUGUUGUCCUUGAGGGUAAUUCUUCCCACGAAAAUGUUGUUUGUCGAUUGAUGAAGUUGAUGCAAAAACAAAUCGGGAUCGUGUUUUUUUACGUUAUCGCAUCGCAUUUGGAGUCUGCGGCGUGCUUUGAGCUGUGACGUGGCAUAUGCUGGUUUUGUUGUCCUUCGCGUCCGCAUGUUUGUUGUAUCUGGGUGAGAAUUUGUUUGUGUACAUGAAUGGCGGAUCUCGGAAUGCUCGCAAUGGUCAUAAAUCAAUAAUAGUUAAUAACGAGUUUCAAUGAUUGUGGCAAUUUAGAAUAAGCUGUUAAGUUGUGAUAGUCAUGAGAAUGGAAGUGGUUCGUCUGAUGUGGAGUAUAAUGAAGUAUAGUACUGUGA